AUGACCAAUCAUAUACUGACAGAGAAAGUUGGAAAUGUUUAUUGGAUCCGCUUCAAUCGUGCCAACAAGUACAAUGCAAUCACAUCUGAGAUGUACCUCGCUUUGAUCAAUGCAUUCGACGAGGCUGACAACGACGACAAAGUGCUUGUUACAGUACUUACAGGUUCUGGAGCGUUUUAUUGCGCAGGCAGCGACUUCUCUGCAAGUGAACUUCAGAAUUCAGGAUUUCCAACGGAAAAGGGUGUGGAGAAUCCGUUUAAGCUAUGGACUGAUCGCCUGAUUCGUCAUUCAAAGCUCCUGGUAGCCUUGGUCAACGGUCCAGCAAUCGGAAUUGCAUGUACAACACUGGGACUUUGCGACGUAGUGCUGGCCUCUGAUAAGGCCUAUUUUUACUGCCCCUUCACCACGUUGGGACUGAAUCCAGAGGGCUGUAGUAGCUACACAUUUGUUCAGCUGAUGGGCCACGCAAAGGCUGCACGAUUGCUCCUACUGUCUGAGAAGUUAUCAGCUAAAGAAGCACUUGACGCUGGUCUCAUUUCUCAGGUGAUUCCUCACAACAAUUUCACGCAGGAAACCCAAAAAAUAGUGGAUCAAUAUAGCAGCCUCGCUCGACAGAGCCUCCUAGUGUCGAAACGGCUAUUGAGACCUGAAUCUAUGGUUGACAAACUUCUUUCUAUCAAUCGGAAGGAAUGCGAGGUUCUUAUGAAGCAGUUCAGCUGUGAAGAGACUUUGGAAAGGAUGAUGUCGAAGUUCUCGUCCAAGAUAUAA
This is a messenger RNA of Cooperia oncophora, 768 nucleotides long. The record is from the annotation of a GenBank genome assembly. NCBI's taxonomy places the organism in Eukaryota, Metazoa, Nematoda, Chromadorea, Rhabditida, Trichostrongylidae.